Messenger RNA from Erinaceus europaeus (western European hedgehog), 3139 nucleotides. RefSeq names its product Rho GTPase activating protein 4 (gene ARHGAP4). Gene Ontology annotation, cellular component: cytoplasm. NCBI's taxonomy places the organism in Eukaryota, Metazoa, Chordata, Mammalia, Eulipotyphla, Erinaceidae. Gene Ontology annotation, molecular function: protein binding. The record is from RefSeq and is a predicted model, not a curated record. The coding region runs from base 94 to 2928 and encodes 944 amino acids. Gene Ontology annotation, biological process: negative regulation of cell migration; signal transduction. The transcript is spliced from 22 exons.
GGGCGAAGCGGGGUGCUGCUGGCGGCACCCCCGGUCCCAGCGCCGUGGCCGCGUGGGAGCAGUGGGGCUCGACGGCGCGGCUGCCCGGUCGCCAUGGCCACGCACGGGAAGCUGCGCCGGGAGCGGGGGCCACAGGCAGAGUAUGAGGCGCAAGUCAAAGAGAUGCGCUGGCAGCUGAGCGAGCAGCUGCGGUGCCUGGAGCUGCAGGGUGAGCUGCGGCGGGAGCUGCUGCAGGAGCUGGCCGAGUUCAUGCGGCGCCGGGCCGAAGUGGAGCUCGAGUACUCUCGUGGCCUAGAGCGCCUGGCAGAGCGCUUUUCGGGCCGCAGCGCCCGCCUGGGGGGCAGCCGGGAGCACCAGAACUUCAGGAAGGAGCCAGCCCUGCUCUCUCCCCUGCACUGCUGGGCCGUGUUGCUGCAACAGACGCGCCAGCAGAGCCGGGAGAGCGCGGUACUCAGUGAUGUGUUGGCCGGGUCCCUGGCCCAGCGCCUGAGCCACAUCGCCGAGGACGUGGGCCGCAUCGUCAAAAAGAGCAAGGACCUGGAGCAGAAGCUUCAGGAGGAGCUCCUGGAGGUGGUGUCUGAGCUGCAGACGGCCAAGAAGACAUACCAAGCGUACCACACAGAGAGCGUGAAUGCUGAGGCCAAGCUGCGGGAGGCUGAGCGGCAAGAGGAGAAGCGGGCAGGCCGCACCGCCACUGCCGCCCCUGCCACCACCCCUGAGGCAGGGCCCCUGCGUAAGAGCUCCGUCAAGAAGGGAGGGCGGCUGGUGGAGAAGCGUCAGGCCAAGUUCACGGAGCACCGGCUCAAGUGCACGAAGGCGCGCAAUGAGUACCUGCUUAGCCUGGCCAGCGCCAAUGCGGCUGUCAGCAACUACUACUUGCAUGACGUCUUGGACCUCAUGGACUGCUGCGAUACCGGCUUCCACUUGGCCCUGGGGCAGGUGCUGCGGAGCUAUGCGGCCGCUGAGAGCCGCAGCCAGGCAUCACAGGUGCAGGCCCUGGGCAGCCUGGAGGAGGCAGUGGAGGCCCUUGAUCCGCCUGGGGACAAGGCCAAGGUGCUGGAAGUGCAUGCGGUGGCCUUCUGCCCCCCACUGCGCUUUGACUACCACCCCCAUGAUGGUGAUGAGGUGGCUGACAUCCGGGUGGAGCUGGAGCUUCGGGACGAGAUUCUGCCCCGAGCCCGGAACAUCCAGAGCCGCCUGGACAGACAGACCAUCGAGACUGAGGAGGUGAACAAGACGCUGCAGGCCACGCUGCAGGCCCUGCUGGAGGUGGUGGCCUCCGACGACGGAGACACGCUGGACGCCUUCCAGGCCUGCCCCUCAACUGAGUCCCUCAAGUCUACCAGUUCGGACCCCGGUGUCCGGCAGGCUGGCCGACGUCGGGGCCAGCAGCAAGAAACCGAGACCUUCUACCUGACGAAAUUGCAGGAGUACCUGAAUGGGCGGAGCGUCCUGGCGAAGCUGCAGGCCAAGCACGAGAAGCUGCAGGAGGCCAUUCAGCGAGGUGACAAGGAGGCGACCGGAGUGGCUCGGGCCCAGUACAUACAAAGGAAGUUCCCCAAGAGCUGCCUCCCCCGCCCCAGCUCCCAGUACAACCAGAAGCUCUUUGGAGGAGGCAUGGAGAAGUUUAUCCAGAGUUCGGGCCAGCCGGUGCCCCUGGUGGUGGAGAGCUGCGUGCGUUUCAUCAACCUACACGGUCUGCAGCACGAGGGCAUCUUCCGGGUGUCAGGCGCUCAGCCCCGGGUCACGGAGAUCCGAGAAGCUUUUGAGAGAGGGGAGGACCCGCUGGUAGAGGGCUGCUCCACUCACGACCUGGACUCCGUGGCUGGGGUGCUGAAGCUCUACUUCCGGAGCCUGGAGGCCCCACUCUUUCCCCCAGAGCUGUUCGGGGAGCUACUGGCGGCUGUGGAGGUGGAGGAGACCAGUGAGCGCGUGGAGCAGGUGAGCCGCCUGCUGGCCCGGCUGCCCGGCCCGGUGCUGGUGGUCCUGCGCUAUCUCUUCACCUUCCUCAGCCAUCUGGCCCAGUACAGUGAUGAGAACAUGAUGGACCCCUACAACCUGGCUGUGUGCUUCGGGCCCACGCUGCUGCCGGUGCCUGCCGGCCAGGACCCAGUAGCUGUGCAGGGCCGAGUGAAUCAGCUCGUGCAGACCCUAAUCCUGCAGCCUGCACGAGUCUUCCCGGCCCUCAGCCAGCUGCCAGGGCCCGUGUACGAGAAAUGCAUGGCACCACCGGCUGCCAGCUGCCUGGGAGAUGCCCAGCUGGAGGGCCUGAUGGGGGACAACGAGCCACUGGAGGCAGAAGCUGGGAGCACCACCCGGGAGGAUGAUCCAGAGGGUGUCAUGGAGGCUGUGGCCUGCUUUGCCUACACAGGCCGCACUGCCCAGGAGCUGUCAUUCCAGCGUGGGGACGUGCUGCGGCUACAUGCACGCGCCUCUGGGGACUGGUGGCGGGGCGAGCUGGGGGGCGCAAGAGGCCUCAUCCCGCACAAGUACAUCAUGUUGCCCACUGGGGCGGAGAGGCAGGCUUCCAGGCAGCGGUCCACAGGCGAGUCGCUGGGCAGUCCGGAGGGCCUUCUGGCCGUGGAGCUCACCCAUCGGCCAGAGCUGUACACUCCCCCUGAGGCUGGGGGACCCUCUGGGCACAGGCGGCACUGCUUGGUCCCAACCUCCCCGGAGCGCCUCGUGGAGAUGGACAGGGCCGUGGCACAGACCAUGGACUCAGUCUUCAAGGAGCUUCUGGGGAAGACUGCCAGCCGCCAGGGUCUCAGUCCCACGCCGGCCAGCUCCCCCAGCCCCAGUCCCCGAAGCCCGAAGCCUCUGGGACGGUUGGGCAAGAACAAAGGCUUCUUUCGCAGCCCUGGCUCUCCGGCCUCGCCCUCCUCAGAGUUCCAUCCUCCGGGCCUGGACUCGAGUCUCAAGCCCCACUGAGGUGUGUACCCCAGUGCAGGGCCCCACCCUGGGUGCACCCUGCUUCUCCCUGGAACCUGCUCUCCACUCACUCCGCUGGGUGGAGCCUGCCCUGGGUGCCUGUUCCCUGUGCUGAGGAGGACAGCUGUAGCACUAGGCUUGUCUGCGUCGGCCCAGGCACUAGUGUGGUGGCUGAGCAGCCUGGCGGCCUUAUAAAGACCUGUGCACUCAC